UUCUAAUUGAAAUGAAUUUUUCUGUGCACCAUGAACGUAAUUUGAAACAUUUGAAAUAUUUGUAACUUUUGAGUAAUUAACCGCAUGAAGUAGUUCUUUAGCCUAUUUUUGGAUAACUGUUCCCGCCAGCAUUCAAAUUUCAAAAAUGGAUUCUAAAAUGCCUGUCAUAGACGGAAUAGGAAAACUAAUGAUAACAGAAAAACCUAAAGAAUUACCAGAAAGGGAGAAAUGGAGUAAGAAGAUAGAUUUUCUGCUAUCCGUUAUUGGAUUCGCUGUUGACUUAGGAAAUGUUUGGAGGUUUCCAUAUAUUUGUUACAAAAACGGCGGCGGUGCUUUCUUGAUACCAUAUUUUAUAAUGUUAGUAUUUGGAGGAUUGCCGCUGUUCUAUAUGGAACUUGCAUUAGGACAGUUCCAGAGAUGUGGAUGUUUGACGGUCUGGAAGAGAAUAUGUCCCGCUUUAAAGGGAAUUGGAUUAGCAAUAGUUGUAAUUGCAACCUAUGUUUCGUGGUAUUACAACACUAUAAUUGCAUGGGCAGUUUUCUACUUUUUCUCAGCAAUGGCAUCUGAUGUGCCAUGGAAAUCUUGUAAUAAUUCGUGGAAUAGUAUCGACAAAUGUGUGGUAUAUGAAGGACGUAGUGCAGUUCAAAAUACUAUUGACUCAAAACAUUUGCUAAACAUCAGUUUAAAAAACAAUGCGAAUAAUUCUGUUACAUUGAAUCCAUUAAAUCUGACUAUUGCAAACGGUACCAAUUUCACUAUAGACACAAAGACGGCAACAGAAGAAUUCUUUGAAUAUCAAGUACUUGGGUUGAAUUAUGCUGAUGCCCUUGACGAUGUAGGAGGUGUUAACUGGAUAUUAGCUUUAUGUCUGUUUGGAGUUUUUAUUAUAGUUUACUUUGCAAUGUGGAGAGGGGUCAAAAGUUCUGGAAAGGCAGUGUGGAUAACAGCAACCAUGCCAUAUGCAGUACUGAUUAUUUUGUUAGUGAGAGGUUGUAUGUUGUCAGGAUCGUGGAAAGGCAUUAUGUAUUAUCUUACUCCAAAAUGGAAUAAACUGCUUGAAACUGAAAUAUGGAUUGCUGCGGCAGCUCAAAUUUUCUUUUCGUUAGGUCCAGGUUUUGGAGUCCUUUUAGCGUUAUCAAGUUACAACAAGUUAGACAAUAACUGUUACAGAGAUGCAUUACUGACCAGUACUAUUAAUUGUAUUACAAGUUUCCUGGCAGGGUUUGUUGUAUUUUCGGUACUUGGUCAUAUGUCACAUAUGUCUGGGAAAACAGUGGAUAACGUGGCACGAGAUGAUGUAGGAUUGAUAUUUAUUGUUUAUCCAGAGGCUCUGUCAUCAUUAGAGUUAUCCUCCUUCUGGGCAAUCUUAUUCUUUUUUAUGCUGAUAACACUUGGGUUAGAUACAACAUUUGGAGGAUUAGAAGCCAUAACUACAGGUAUACUAGAUGAGUGGCCACAUUUACGGAAACAUAGAAAACUGUUCGUUCUUGGUCUUAUGUGUUAUUGCUUUUUAGGUUCUCUUCCUACCAUUACAUAUGGUGGAAUAUAUGUCGUCCAGUUGUUGGAUUCGUUUGGAGCUCCGAUAUCAAUUAUAUUUGUUGUUUUCCUUGAAUCGGUUGCUGUCUCAUGGAUUUAUGGUGUUGAAAGAUUUAGUAAUGACAUUCAGUCCAUGUUAGGAUUUAGACCAGGGAUAUUUUGGAGAAUAUGUUGGACGACCAUCAGUCCGUUGUUUUUAUUUACACUUUUUAUCUUGUCCUUAGCUCAGCCUAUGCCACCCCAGUAUGGGACGUAUGAUUUUCCAACCUGGUCUCACACGUUGGGAUGGUUUAUCGUUUCAUCUUCACUAUUGUGUAUACCAGGUUACGCAAUUUAUUUGUUCUUCGUUACUCCAGGAAGUACUGCAGAGGUAUGUUUUAUAGCAUCUUGA
Messenger RNA from Mytilus trossulus (common blue mussel), 1927 nucleotides. RefSeq names its product sodium-dependent serotonin transporter-like. The transcript has 12 exons. The record is from RefSeq and is a predicted model, not a curated record. Gene Ontology annotation, cellular component: neuron projection; plasma membrane. Gene Ontology annotation, biological process: sodium ion transmembrane transport; serotonin uptake. Lineage: Eukaryota; Metazoa; Mollusca; Bivalvia; Mytilida; Mytilidae. Gene Ontology annotation, molecular function: serotonin binding; serotonin:sodium:chloride symporter activity. The coding region runs from base 146 to 1927 and encodes 593 amino acids.